Melanotaenia boesemani (Boeseman's rainbowfish) is the source of this 2060-nucleotide messenger RNA. Its product is annotated as rab5 GDP/GTP exchange factor-like. The record is from RefSeq and is a predicted model, not a curated record. Lineage: Eukaryota; Metazoa; Chordata; Actinopteri; Atheriniformes; Melanotaeniidae. Gene Ontology annotation, molecular function: zinc ion binding; DNA binding; small GTPase binding. Bases 282 to 1694 code for a protein of 470 amino acids. The transcript is spliced from 9 exons. Gene Ontology annotation, biological process: vesicle-mediated transport. Gene Ontology annotation, cellular component: endocytic vesicle; cytosol.
UUCUUCCGGUUGCAGAGGUUUUGGAAGUAGCUGAACUUCCCACUACGUCUCAACGUCAACUUUUUUUUCAAACUUUUUAUUAUAUUUUGUCAUCAGUAGUUUAUUUAUUUAUUUUCUUCUUCUUUUUUCCCCCGUCGUGUCAUUUAAUGGGAUGUGAAGGUCUAUCACCUUUAUUGUGCUACAUAUGAAGAUUUUAUGACAGAGGAGGCAGAAAGCAGCUAACGCCUGUCAUGUUUUCACCCGCUCCCUAGUUGACAGGUUGGUUGUAAGAGAACUCUACAAUGUGGGCAAAUAAGCAAAGAGGAAUCAGAGUUUCUCAAGAAGAGCUGCUCUGCAAGAAUGCCUGUGGGUACUAUGGAAACCCUGCGUGGCAAGGCUUCUGCUCCAAGUGCUGGAGGGAGAAAUCGCGUCCAGCUGGAACACCAAGACAAGACACAAGACCGAGCAGUGAUGGAGGACUUCCCACAUUCUCCAAAUUCGAAGAAAAGAAAAACAUUGAGAAAGGUCGUCGGAUUAAUACAGUGAGAAGACUCUUCUGGGGCAGCUCAUCGCCUCCAAAACCUCAAGAGUCUCCUGAAAGCCACGCAAAAGUGCUGAAAGCCUACCAGAACCUUGAGCCGGGGGACUUCACUGGCUUCCUAAAGAUAUUGCGGAGUCCCUCCUCCCAGCGUUUACAGUCCCGCUGUACAGCGUUCCUCAACACAAUGGAAGCUUACCAUGAUCUGCCGGUACAGAAGCAGUCGGACCUUGUGCAGGACUUUUACCAGUCUUUUGCUGAACAUUUUAGAAGUUUUCCUGAGGAUCAGGUCACUCAGAUAAUGGAACAUGUGGAGAAGCUGAUAAUGACACGGCUGCACAAAUGGGUUUUCUGCCAUGAUAGCUGUGAUGACGAACAGAAAGACCUAGCUCUCCAGAGAAGAAUACGUUCCUUAAACUGGGUCACUCCACAGAUGCUGAGCGUUCCUUUUCCAGAUGAAACAAUUCCAGUUACAAGCGACCCCUUCAUGCCUGCUAUAACAGCCAUUAUUGAAAUGGAUGCCAAAAGAGCCCCACAGGACAAGCUUGCCUGUGUGUCCAAAUGCAGUCAGCACGUCUUCGAAGCGCUCUCUACCUCCAACAGUGAGCCAGCUAAUGCUGAUGACUUCCUGUCAGGCCUUAUUUAUGUGGUGCUUAAGGCCAAUCCACCUCGCCUACACUCCAACAUGCAGUACGUGAUUCGUUUUGGUCUCCCCCACAGUCUCAUGGCAGGAGAAAGCGGCUACUACUUCACAAACUUGUCUUGUGCAGUGGCCUUCAUUGAAAAGCUUGACGGACCAGCACUCAACCUGAGUCCAGAAGAGUUUACGGGCUACAUGCAGGGUCAGCGUGCUCCAGCUGCAUUAACCAAGAGACAGCAGCUUGCCAGUGACACACAACAUCUACUGGAAGAGCUAAAAGGCAGACAAGAGAAGCUACACCAAGGAGCAGAUGUUCUCAAUGCACAGUUGCAGAAGUGGGUCCAAACAGUUCAUUCACAGCUGGAUGAAGCAACAACCCAGUUUGCUCUGGUGCGGAUGGAGAUGACAGCACAAGCUGAGGUCUCACAGGUAGUUUCACCUUCUGCUCAUGAUGCAUCCCAGCAAGGAGACGAUAAAGAGCAGACAAUGCUUUUGUUUAAUGAUCAGCGCCUGGGUUCACAAGAUACAGACUGUUAGCUUUGUAAAAAUGUGGUACUUUACAUCAGCACUAACACGCAGACAAUAGGUUUAUAUUGCAUCAACAUAUUUGCACAAUGUUCAACACCUGAAAAAAGGGGGGUUCAGGCAUCUGAGGAUGAAGGAAAACUUCCUGAUGGAAACUUUGGUGUAUAUUCUUUCAACACACUUGUAAUGUUUCAGUGACGUUACUAGAAAUGAUUUGCACUUGUAUUUGGGGACGAAGGAUAAAAAAAAAAAGCACAUUCCACUUCAUUAGCAAGAGUAAUCAGAAGUAACAUUAAGCACUCAGGGAACGCUUAGAGGUGUUAGGUAACACUUUAAAGGUUUUUAUAACAUGUAAUUUUGUGUACCAAUGUGCCUGAC